This is a messenger RNA of Fragaria vesca subsp. vesca, 1738 nucleotides long. Its product is annotated as protein ATAF2-like. Gene Ontology annotation, biological process: regulation of DNA-templated transcription. Gene Ontology annotation, molecular function: DNA binding. The transcript has 4 exons. Lineage: Eukaryota; Viridiplantae; Streptophyta; Magnoliopsida; Rosales; Rosaceae. The record is from RefSeq and is a predicted model, not a curated record. Bases 42 to 1505 code for a protein of 487 amino acids.
AACAAAACAACUUCCAAAAUCAGCUAUCCAAAGUGAAAGAGAUGAGCUCCGGCGGCUUCACAGCUCCGAAGGGAUACCGAUACAAUCCCUCCGACGAGGAACUGUUUAGCGACUUGGAGCAGAAGAAUCACUGCAAGGACUCCCAGAUCACGACCAUCAUCCCUGAUAUCGAUGAUGUGUGCAAGUACGAGCCUCGCCAGCUACCAGAACUGGCCUUCACAAGGGCUGAAAAUCUAGUGGGGAAGUUUUUCUUUUUCUUCUUCUUUUGGAUUAUAAGGGAAGAGUCUUGGCACAGUCAGAGAAAGUGGUAUUUCUUCACUCGGCUUGAUUACAAGUACACCAACAGCAGUCGCGUCAACAGGACUACAGGGGAAGGGUACUGGAAGAUCACAGGAAAGGACCGCGCAAUCAAGGCCCCGGACUCCAAGGCUGUGAUUGGGAGAAAGAGGACCUUGACAUUCUACAAACGUGGAGUGCUGAAAGCCCAGAAGAACUCCCAGAAGACCGGCUGGGUUAUUCAUGAGUAUUUUCUCAUUCAGGAAAGUUGUGAUCCUCCUAAGCAGAUUGGGGAAUAUGUUGUCUGCUGCUUGAAGUACAAGUCAGAUAACUCUGAUCAUGAUAAGGAUGCCCCAUUCUGCAAUCGAGGAAGCAGUAGCUGCAGUAUGGCCUUCAAUGUUGAAAAUCAAGCUGAAGAAAAUUGGCUAUCCGAAGAUCUGCUUAAUGUUGUUCCAAUUCCUAAUGGAAAUGAAAGUGAAACUGUUGGUGGCAUGAUUACAGAAGAAGAAGAAUACCUGGCAUUAAAGGAGCUGGAAGAUGCUCUUCAGGUUCCCAUAGGCAAUCCGCAUGAAUUCGAAGGCAUGCAAACUGAUCCUUGUUGUAUAGAACAGAAUGAUCAUUCAACCUCUGUCGAAGGCCGACCUGAUAGCAGCAAUUCAUCUGAUAUGAUUGAUGAGCUACUAGAUGACCCGGAAAAUCUGGAUUCACUCUUUGAUCCACCUGCUCCACGUCAACUGGAUCAGCUACACCAGUCACCAAUGUAUACCACCGAUGUUCAUAAACAUGAGUGCCGUAAGAGGCCAUAUUCCUUUGAGCAUGAUGACCCUUCUCUUCCGAAAAAGAAUAACAUUUCAACCGACGAUGGUAACAAUGUUAGCAACAACGCAUCUAAUUCUGAAAGUCAAGCUACAAAUGUGAUUCCAAAGGAGUAUUCUCAACCGGGAGCAAAUGUGGGAUCAGACUUUGAUUUGUUUCUUCCAAAGGAUUAUGUCUGUACACAACCAUCAAUAAACGGAGGACCGAGAGACUUUUCCAAUGACAAUAAUUAUAUUGAGUUGGAUGAUUUGCUAUCUUUUUACCAAGGUAUUGACUCUUCUCUCGCAGAGUUCUCAGAUAUAGUUAUUGAUGGAGGUAGAGGAGUAACCAGUGACAGAAACACUUCAGUAGUACAUGGAUCUGAAAAUGAUUAUUCUGCAUUAGCCUCUGGAGCAUCGCUCCACCAUAGCUAAUCAACCAUUAUUUAUAGGAGAAUAUCAGAGGCCUCGGUAAUAAUGUGUCUCCAACCCACAUUAUUUCAGUAGGUGAUAUUCUCCUACAAAUGGUUCAAAGAUCUCCAAGUUAUAUGAAAUGCCUAGCUGUGUUGAUUGACAUACAAUCACAGCUUUUCUGCAUUUCUUGAACUGGAGGCUUUGGAAUCUACUUCAUCGUUUCGGCAUUCAGAUUACAACUCAGGACGGCUGCA